AUGGGUGAAGAAGCUAAACAGGAAGAACUGGAAAUAGAGAAGGUAGAGAAGACAGAGGAGAAGAAAGAACCAAAACCACCUUCCCCUUUUGUUUUGCAUAUAGACUUGCAUUGUGUAGGAUGUGCCAAGAAGAUUGAGAGGUCCAUUUCAAAGAUUAGAGGGGUUGAAAGAGUGAUGAUAGAUAUGGCACAAAACCAAGUGAUAAUAAUUGGUGUGAUAGAACCACAACAAGUUUGUGCCAGGAUUAUGAAUAAGACAAAGAGAGUUGCCAAAGUAUUGUCACCCCUGCCAGCAGAUGAGGGUCAACCUAUUCCUGAAGUUGUUGCAUCACAGAUUAGUGGGUUGACUACUGUUGAGCUCAGUGUCAACAUGCAUUGUGAGGCGUGCGCCCAGCAACUUAAAAGAAAGAUUUUAAAAGUGAGAGGGGUGAUAACAGCGGAAACAGAUGUGAGCUUAGGGAAAGUAAUAGUAACAGGAAACAUGGAUGCCAACAAUCUCGUUGACUAUGUCUACAGACGAACCAAAAAGCAGGCCAAAAUUGUCCCUCAACCUGAUCAUGAACCCAAGCCUGAAGAGGCGGCCAAAUUACCAGAAGAUGAUGAAAAAGCUAAACCAGAAGAGGAAGAAGUUAAAGAAGGAGAAGAAGAAAUGAUCAUCCCAUCGGGAGAUGAACAAAUCAUCAAUAAAAUGAUGUAUUACUACCAGCCACUUUAUGUCAUUGAAAGAAUCCCACCACCUCAGCUCUUCUCCGAUGAAAACCCUAAUGCAUGUUGCAUUACGUAA
Nicotiana attenuata is the source of this 783-nucleotide messenger RNA. Its product is annotated as heavy metal-associated isoprenylated plant protein 9-like. The record is from RefSeq and is a predicted model, not a curated record. Bases 1 to 783 code for a protein of 260 amino acids. The transcript is spliced from 5 exons. Gene Ontology annotation, molecular function: metal ion binding. NCBI's taxonomy places the organism in Eukaryota, Viridiplantae, Streptophyta, Magnoliopsida, Solanales, Solanaceae.